CCUGGAUUCCACUUCCCCUCCGCUCACGCUGCAGCCGCAGCCGCCUUCAGGCCCCGCGCCGCCUCCGGAGUCCAUGGCCGGGACGCGCUGGGUGCUCGGGGCGCUGCUCCGGGGCUGCGGCUGCAACUGCAGCAGCUGCCGGCGCACCGGCGCCGCCUGCCUGCCCUUCUACUCGGCCGCCGGCUCAUUCCCCUCGGGAGUCUCGGGCCGUCGCCGCCUGCUGCUGCUGCUCGGGGCCGCCGCGGCCGCCGCCUCUCACACGCGGGGCCUCCAGACUGGGCCUGUGCCGGCCGGGAGGCUGGCGGGGCCUCCCCCAGCGGCCGCCUCCGCCGCCGCCGCGGCCGCCGCCUCUUACCCGGCCCUGCGCGCCCCUCUGCUGCCGCAGUCGCUGGCGGCGGCGGCGGCGGGCCCGGCGCGCGGUUACAGCCAGGAGUCCAAAACUACCUACCUGGAAGACCUUCCACCUCUCCCUGAAUAUGAAUUGCCUCCGUCCAAGUUAGGAGAGGAAGUGGACGACGUUUAUCUCAUUCGAGCUCAAGGAUUACCGUGGUCGUGCACUGUAGAAGAUGUGCUUAGCUUUUUCUCAGACUGCAGAAUUCGCAAUGGUGAGAAUGGAAUCCACUUCCUCUUAAAUAGAGAUGGGAAACGAAGGGGUGAUGCCUUAAUUGAAAUGGAGUCAGAGCAGGAUGUGCAAAAAGCCUUAGAAAAACACCGCAUGUACAUGGGGCAGCGGUAUGUGGAAGUAUAUGAGAUAAACAAUGAAGAUGUGGAUGCCUUAAUGAAGAGCCUGCAUGUCAAAUCUACACCUGUGGUAAAUGAUGGUGUGGUUCGUUUGAGAGGACUUCCUUAUAGUUGCAAUGAGAAAGACAUUAUAGACUUCUUCGCAGGACUGAACAUAGUAGACAUUACUUUUGUCAUGGAUUAUAGAGGGAGAAGAAAAACAGGAGAAGCCUAUGUGCAGUUUGAAGAACCAGAAAUGGCCAACCAAGCCCUUUUGAAACACAGGGAAGAAAUUGGCAACCGAUACAUAGAGAUAUUUCCAAGCAGAAGGAAUGAAGUUCGAACACAUGUUGGUUCUCAUAAGGGAAAGAAAACGGCAUCUUCUCCCACUGCUAAGUAUAUAACUGAGCCAGAAAUGGUCUUUGAAGAACAUGAAGUAACUGAGGAUAUCCGACCCAUGACGGCUUUUGAAAGUGAGAAGGAAAUAGAAUUGCCUAAGGAGAUGUCAGAAAAGAUCCCAGAGGCUGUUGAUUUUGGAACUACGUCUUCACUACAUUUUGUCCACAUGAGAGGAUUGCCUUUCCAAGCCAAUGCCCAAGACAUUAUAAAUUUUUUUGCUCCACUGAAGCCUGUUAGAAUCACCAUGGAAUACAGUUCCAGUGGGAAGGCCACUGGAGAAGCUGAUGUGCACUUCGAAACCCACGAGGACGCUGUUGCAGCUAUGCUCAAGGAUCGGUCCCAUGUUCACCAUAGAUAUAUUGAAUUGUUCCUGAAUUCAUGUCCGAAAGGAAAAUAAGACUUCCAGGGAUUCCAGAAAAUAAGGAUGAAGCAAGAAGCAUUUCAUUUGCACAUCUUUCUUGGACAUGGGAUCUAAAGUUCCAGGUUUUUAGCAGCAACUGCUAGAGAAACCAUUUGGGGGUUUGGGGUUAAUUGCUUAUAAGAAAAAUUCCAUAGUGGACUGUUUAGAAAGAAAAAGGAAAGAUUCAGUUUGGGAUUAUGAAAUAAACCACAGAUUUACUUUUUUGUUUAAACUGUCCAGGAUCUGAUUAAAAAAUCUGGUCUUUAUUUUAUAUGAUUAAACAGUUUUCAUAGACGAUUUGUGACCCAGUGUAAAGACUACAUAUUUUUAUUCAGCGCUGUCCUUUAAAAUCUUUCUCCCAUUUUAAAAAUGAUCUGUUUGAGGUUUUGUUUUUUUGCCUGUGAAUUAAGAGCUCUGAUGUGAAACUUUUUAUGGAAUGAAAUACUGAUUAUUUUAACCAAAUACUCACCAAAGCAAGGAAAGGUUUCAGACCUUUGAACCAUUAUGGUUUGGCAGAGUUAUUUUAAUUUUAGGUGUAUUUGGUUACUUAGAUAGGGGUAGGAAUUUUAAAAAAAUCAAAACAAAAAACAAAUACCACAGGUUAGUGAGUGUAAAUGACAACAGUUUGGCAGUUUUAUGUCUUUAGAAAUGUUUUGCCUUUCUAAGCCUUGUGCUGAAGGCAUUUAACAUUGGUGCCUGUAUAAUUAAGGAGGCAAUUAUAGUCUUAAUGUAAAAGUUGUCUGACCCCUGCCCCCCCACCUGUUUUUGGUUUUGGGGUAGACCUUAAGGUGUGUGUUAGUCUCAAUACUGUGAAGUGACAUGUCAUAACAGUCCUGACUGGUAAGGACAUUAAUGGCUUCACUUGAAUUUAAACCAGCUCUAGAUAGGAAAAAAUCUGAGUCUCAUUUGCUUUUUCAGUGGGGUAGCACAUCCCAUAUUUUAGAACAAGUAGGGGUGCCUUGCUUAACUACAAAUAGCAUUUAAUGUAUAAUCGUGUGAAAGGAUUAUGGAUAAAGCUAUAUUUCUGUCACAUUGUGGCAGUAUUUUCUGCUUUAAUAUUAAACAGCUUGUUAUUUAAAUAUUGGAUCAAAAUGGCUGGCUUCAAAAUGUAGUCAUUAAUAAACUAACUUUAUGUGUACCUGUGUAGGAGAAUCAAAGUCCUGUAUGUUUUCUUUGCCUUGUUCCUGUUCUCAGGGUGACGUGGUUACCAGGAGAUGCAGUUCUAGUUCUUAAAGUUUAAUUAGCCCAGAUUUCUGAGAGGUGGUAUCUGGAAGAGAGAUUAUGUCUUCUCUCACUUAAUACAUAACCAUCUUUGAUUACCAGCUAAGAUACGGAAUCACUGUACUGUAAGUAGUCAAUAAAUGAAGGCUUGUUUCAGGCUGAA
Messenger RNA from Aethalodelphis obliquidens (Pacific white-sided dolphin), 2903 nucleotides. It is a transcript of the gene GRSF1, whose product is annotated as G-rich RNA sequence binding factor 1. NCBI's taxonomy places the organism in Eukaryota, Metazoa, Chordata, Mammalia, Artiodactyla, Delphinidae. The transcript has 10 exons. Gene Ontology annotation, molecular function: RNA binding. The record is from RefSeq and is a predicted model, not a curated record. Bases 74 to 1516 code for a protein of 480 amino acids.